CCGCAUUGUGAAUGAAAGUGAAACAAGUUAGAAAUCAUCAAUCGUUAGUCUGACUAGUGGCUAGGGGGAAUCAUAACUAAGUGAGUUCCCAACCUGUAAUUAGAUUAACUUUAACUGUAGUUUGCAAGAGUAGUUUUAGUUCUUUCAUCUUAAUCUGGUUUGCUAAAUAAUAAACUGAAGCUGAGUAAUAGUAACUCUAGAGACCCGUGGAUUCGAUAUUUAUCACUUGAGCCACUAUACUGCAGUUCCUUCCAUUGGUUACACUUGGCCAUUGUUAGGUGUUGUGUCAUAGCGAGUCAAGUUUUUGGCACCGUUGCCGGGGACUUUCUAGAGUAUUAGGAAAGGCAGAAGUUUGUUACUUUAGCAUUUUUCUUUUCUUUUCCACCCUUGUUUUUCACUUGGGUGUUUUUGUUUUUGUUGGUGCAGAUCUGAAUCAUGGAUCCUCAUGGAUUCUCCAACAAUUGGGGGUAUCCACCACCACCCGAGUGGUAUUACCCCGAGACUCCCUGGAGCAAUCAAGGAGGAGAAGACUAUGGAUUCGGGUUCCAGUACCAACCCCCUUACUACGAAGAACAACCAGACCCCUGGGCAUAUCAAGAACAACCUCAUUACCAAGAAGAAUUUCUCCCACAACCAGAAGGGCCAUCGGCGCUGGAGUUACCCAUGGCGGCCUUCACGGGCCAUUCUGCAGAGCCAUGCUACACUCCACAGCCAGAUCCGAACUAUGAAUUGAGGCUUCUCAUGGAACAGUUUGCUCGAGAUUGUGAGAGAACAUGCUCCAGGAUGGAUCAUUGUGUUCAGGCCUAUCGUGAAACAGAGGAGAUCCUCAUGAGCCUUAAGAAGAGCGUCGAUGAUCUUGAGCGAUCUUGGGCACAACCUGCUCCAGAUCACCCUUCUGCUACCAUACUAGAAGAGGAGGAGGAAGAAGAAGGCUACAAGGACAUUGUGGAGCACACUAAAGAUGUCACGGAGAGCUCCCGUGAUGAUCAUGAUCAGGAAUGUCCUGUCAUAGCCGACCACACCUUCCCACAUCCCAAACUGAGCUUUGAAGAGGCGGGCAUGAGUGAGGAGAUGCAAGAAGAUCUCAUGAAAGAAAUUGCUUGGCAGCUUGCUCUCCAAUCCGUGCUAGAAGAAGAAGAGCAAGAAAGGGUGCAGAAAGAAGUUGUGGAGGAUGAUGAAAGUGAAGCAGGAGAAGUUCUUGAUCAUUUCCCAGGGGUGGUACCACAUAAAGAAGAAAGGGAGGUUGAAGAAGAAGAAAGGGAGGUUGCAGAAGCAAUUGGCGUCCAAGCUGAGGACGAAGUUGAGGUGGAAGAGGCUUGCACCGGCUAUGAGUUAUUUGUGAUAUCUCCACCGAAUUUCGAGGAGGUGUUUGGCAAGGACCCAUUUGCAGUGUCUCUUUGCCAGACCAAGGCCACAUCGACAUCGGUCCCUCUUGGUGGAUGUGAUGGUGGUAAAUCGAUGUUGUCAUAUCUAGUUUGGGGCAAUGAGACGAGAGGAGAGAAGAAGAGGUCUCGAGGGUGGAGACUUCAUCUGCAUCAAGUGCAUGAGCCUUCAUCACCUGCCACACCACAUGCUCGUGACUUGAGACUCCACCUUAUCGACGAGUACCUCAACUUCAAGGAGGUUUUGGGGUGGACCGAAACUUAGGAGCCAUCGUCCGGCUCACGACGUGAAAGAAGCGCUUGUUGGGAGGCAACCCAACCAGUCGGUUUGCAUUUGUUUCUCUUUUUCUCCUUGGUUGAGUCAGCUUUGUUAUUUGAUUUUAGAGUCAAUAACUCAACCUAUGUGAGAUUUUGUGUGGUGUUUGUGGUCUGACCGCUCUCUCCUCCUGGAAUACACCGCCUGCCCCGUCCACCAUCAUUCACCCUGAAUCUGGUAACUUCGUUCUACCCUCCUUAUCUUUCCUCCAUUGAGGACAAUGUCGUGCUUAAGUGUGGGGGGAUGUUCGAUUAUGUAUGCGGGUGAAUGUUUGGCUGUUUGUGUGCUUGGAGCCUAGUCCACUGUCCAAAUUUUUAAAUUUGAGGGCUCCAAGUACUUGUUUCCUUGCAACUUGCCUGCUCAGUAUGCUUUGAAUUGACAGUCUCUAUAGUAAUGUGCAACCUAGGGAGGUAGUGUAGCACUAUGGAGGAUGUUGAAGUAUAAGAUUUUUCCUAUCUAGCUCUCUGCUGUGCCAGUUGAUUUUGUUAAUUAGUGGAGCUAAGACCAUUGAAUUCAUGUGGUAAUGGUGACUCUGAUUGGAUUGUGUUAUGGACUCGUGUAUCGAACAGGGUGCUCAUGUGAAAAAUGAAAUGCAGUUGGUCCUCCAUGUCAAAAUCAUAAAAUCUUAAACAUGGGGUAAGCCCAACGUGUGCGGCACCGUUCAUUGCACCAAAUCGGGUUUUGGAAGAGAUUUUAGUGAUCCUUAGUGGGGUACUCCUACAAGGUGAAGCUAAGCUGUCUCUAGUACAAGUAAAACUUCCACCCGUUGAACGGUUUGCCUACUUGAGGAUGUGUUUUUAAGGGCACGGAUAGAGCUUCCAACCCCCCUUAAUUUCAUUGACCCUCCACACGAGUUGAGGAAAAGGAGUUAAAAGAAGUACUCUGGCGAGCGCCAGAUGUACAAAAAUUUCUCUUGCUCGACUAAUAAGGGUCGACCGUGCAAAAGACUGCAGUUGGAACCCCCGCCAAGUGAAUGAAAAAGAAAAAAAAAGAAAAAUGAAAGUGAAAAAGGGGU
Molecule: messenger RNA, 2713 nt
Organism: Linum trigynum
Lineage: Eukaryota; Viridiplantae; Streptophyta; Magnoliopsida; Malpighiales; Linaceae
Source: the annotation of a GenBank genome assembly